AUGGGCACUGAUUUUGGAAAAUCUGAUGCCACCAGUCUGUUCAAAAGGUUGAAAAACCUUAGGAACAGGCCACGUGGCGCUUUCUGGGCGUGCCGCGUUUCGGCGCUUGGGAGCGGGUCGAAGGCGGGUCGGAUCUCGUUCACGGAUCCGGGUCGCGGGUUUGGCACGCGGGUCACUGACCGGGUCGUGGGUCAUGGAUCCGGGUCGCGGGUCGCUUUGCGGGUAGGAUCUCGCCAAUCGGGCGAGGAAGACGCGUGCAGGCGCGUGUCGCCGUCACCGGAGUCUUGCCGGCGCAUGGGCAGAAUGGUGCUUACGUGGGAGGCGCGUGGGGGCUCUCCUGGUGUCCGUUUGAGACGUGGUUUUCACCGUUGGAAUCGUCUCGAGCUGAAUUGCACAAUGGGGAAAAAACUCGAAGAAGAUUGGUUGAGGUGCACCAAUCACAUUUGUGUGCGACUGUUCCUCGUCUUGCUGUCUCGCACUUGCCGUGUGCUAGUGGAAGACGCGGAAAAAACAAACUUGUGCUUGUACUGCCGACGAGUUGGGCCGGCAGGUGAACUUGAAGUUGACCGUCGGACAGAGGUGAAACGGCAUCUGGUUGGAAAAUUGGGGAUGAGGGGAGAGCAAGCAAAAGGAAAGAAUCACUCCAUUAAUAUAUACAUCCACACACCCACAUACACAUAUAUGCUGCCUGCGGAUGCCCAGAUCCGUGAUGAAGAAGAAGAAGAAGAAGAAGAAGAAGGAGAAGAAAAAUCCAAACAAGAAGAAAUCAAUCCCCUCUUAGUGCAUACAUCCAAUAUACCGUUUUUGCUUGAUGAUGGCUACUGUUGGCAAUGCUAUGAAAAAAGUGAAAAUCUUCGGGGAAAGGGAUGUAGCUAUUACAGGUGUUCAUUUUUGCCUAAAUGCCGAGCCAAAAAGCGAUUAAUACACUUGCUUAAUGAGAGGACUUUAAUUAUUUACCAGGGUGAGCAUAAUCAUCCUAAUGGAUCUUCAACAGAUGCUACACAAGAAGACAAUUCUUUGGACGAUGGUGAAGUUUCUGAUGAUGAAAAGGCAGAAACAAAGCCCCAACACGCUGUUGGUGACGCCUUUGAUGGAGAGAGUGCAGAAUUAAAGCAACAGGCAACUAUCGGAAGCCAAAAAUCGAUGACACUUUUUAAUCUAUUCGUAACUCUUUCAUCCAACCUCCGAUUUAGAUGAUUCAAGAUGCCAUAGAAAGAUAAGAAAAUUUUCUACAAUUUUCAUGUUUUGCAUUUUGCAAAAUAAUGGAUGCAUCAAGAUCGAAAUUAGACGUGAAGUUAGCAUAUGCCUUUUUAUGGAUUAUUUCGACAAUUCUUCGUAAUCUUGGCGUAACUUUCUCAUCCGAGCUCCGAUCGAACUGAUUCAAAAUUCUAGGAAAAUAUGAAAAAGAUUUCUACAUCUUUUGUGUUUUAAGCUUCGAGAGUUACGAGCUAUAAGAGCACCGAAAGUGGGCUUGAAAGAGGAGGGCAGUUCGUGUACCUUUAAAAAAAUAAGAAAAUAAAAAAAUAAAAAAAAUGAGAUGUGACCCAGCCAUGCAGCUGAGUCAUCUCAGAAGGGUGAGGCACUGGGUUUUU
Messenger RNA from Malania oleifera, 1592 nucleotides. RefSeq lists its product as uncharacterized. The transcript is spliced from 6 exons. NCBI's taxonomy places the organism in Eukaryota, Viridiplantae, Streptophyta, Magnoliopsida, Santalales, Ximeniaceae. The record is from RefSeq and is a predicted model, not a curated record. Gene Ontology annotation, biological process: regulation of DNA-templated transcription. Gene Ontology annotation, molecular function: DNA-binding transcription factor activity; sequence-specific DNA binding. Bases 1 to 1197 code for a protein of 398 amino acids.